GCAUUCGGUGCUUAGCCUCGCGAAUCGAUCGAUCGGUGGAUUGUGCGCGCAUCACGCUAACUUCUCUCCAACAUGAGGACCUUCGUCGCUGUCUUGGUCUUAGCCCUGGCCCUGGCUGGACACGCCAGAGCCGACUUCCCCGGCAUCCAGACGACCGUCGACACGCUCAGGAGCAUCUACUACAGGUGCGCACAAGACCAGUCGAUGCUGUCCUGCGCCAAGCCCAAGGUCCUCAAGUACCUGAGCGAAGCCGUGCAGCAGGAGCGUCUGCCCAUCACCGACGAUCUCUCGAUCGUCAGGUCCCGCAGCAUGACCGAGGACAACGAGGCCGACGAGUACAUCAGCGCCCAGGACGCCGUCGACCCCAAGAAGCGCGAGCAGCUCCGCUCGCUCAUGUUGGAGAAGUUCGACGCUUACCUAGCCAGCCACACCCUCGAGGCUAAGCUGCCCGAGGCCAUCGUCGGCUCCAACAUCGUCCCCAGGUCGCUCGUCGACUCCGUCCCCAAGAGCAUCAGCAUCCCCCUCAGCGACUCGCCUAACGGAAGCGGUCGAGGCUUCGUAAAGAAAGUCAUGAUCCCCUUCCUCCUGGGUCUCAAGUUCAAGGCCACCGCACUGGUCCCCUUGGCUCUCGCCCUUAUCGCCCUGAAAACGUGGAAGGCCCUGACUCUUGGUCUCCUCUCCCUGGUCCUCAGCGGAGCUAUGCUCAUCUUCAAGCUGACCAAGCCCAAGGUCGCCUACGAGGUCGUCCACUACGGACACCCGCCAGUGGAGCACCCACCCCACUGGGAUACCGCUUCCCAUGGACCCUACAGAGCCUACCGCAAGUAGGCGCUAGCGAAAAAUGAGUGCUAUGCUGCGUUGGAUUGUUUAUUUAUACGAAUUAUUUAUUUCCGAGCGACGAGUAAUUUAUAGUUGUCUUCUUUUUUAUGUAAUAAAAGAGAGCUGAUGCGAUUGUUUUGAUAUUUAAA
Messenger RNA from Nasonia vitripennis (jewel wasp), 968 nucleotides. RefSeq lists its product as uncharacterized. Lineage: Eukaryota; Metazoa; Arthropoda; Insecta; Hymenoptera; Pteromalidae. The coding region runs from base 73 to 828 and encodes 251 amino acids. The transcript has 3 exons. The record is from RefSeq and is a predicted model, not a curated record.